Messenger RNA from Miscanthus lutarioriparius, 243 nucleotides. The record is from the annotation of a GenBank genome assembly. NCBI's taxonomy places the organism in Eukaryota, Viridiplantae, Streptophyta, Magnoliopsida, Poales, Poaceae.
AUGGAGAAGAAUGUUAGCAUAUCAGUUUCUCUUGAGGGGAAUAUCUCGUCUAUUCCCAACUCGAUAGUGAACGAUUCUAAAACGUCAAUGGAAAACGGGGUAGAUACAUCAUUUAUCAACCAUGCUGCUGAAGCAUGGGCUGAGAUGAGAAGACAAUGGGUUGGACAUCAGGCAGAAGUUCCAAGAAAGUCCCCUCGAGAGCCAGUGAUAAGGUUCCUGUCCUUUCAUUUGCCUGAAUCAUAG